Histoplasma mississippiense is the source of this 174-nucleotide messenger RNA. RefSeq lists its product with no specific name. NCBI's taxonomy places the organism in Eukaryota, Fungi, Ascomycota, Eurotiomycetes, Onygenales, Ajellomycetaceae. The transcript has 2 exons. Bases 1 to 174 code for a protein of 57 amino acids. The record is from RefSeq and is a predicted model, not a curated record.
AUGCAUCAGUAUGAUAAGGAAGAUGCAUUGUCGGACAACACCCCCAGUGACUCCAGCGCGCUUUAUCACGUGUCGAAGCGAGAAAAGCUUUACCAUGAAGCCAAGCUGUUGAAGGAAAAGCUGACCGAAAAUACGGACGUCGUCCGUUUAAGACUCCUGCGGCAGCACACAUAA